AUGGAAAAUAGGGGGAACCGAUUUUUUUUUAAAAGGAAAGAAAUUAAUAUCAGCUUUUGGUCAACUUAAAAAUUGUCACGUGAGGGAUAUUUUUGUCAUUUGAUAAUUUAUUAAAACGCACGCUGGGUGCAGAAAAAAGGCGGCGUUGGUUUCCGUAUCCCAACAUUAACACCAUUACCAAAGAUAGAAGACUUUUCAUUUGGUAAGUGCCUUCUCAAAAUCUGCAAACUAAAUUAAACCAUGGAGAGAAGAAAGACGAGGUCGAGUGGAAAACGAGAACAGGCUUUAAGGGAGAAAUCGAACGAGGCAUCGAUGGAAGGUGCGAUGUCAAUCAACAAUGCUUCAAAAACAGUCCCUGAAGCCGUCGUCGAGACAGCUGUGGGUUUGAGAGCAUGCACGAGCGGACCGAGUGGAGUGGAAAAGGUGGUGGUGGACGGCGGUGGAGAAGAAGGAACCGGUGCAUCCAAAGAAGAAUUGUGUGUGCGGAAAGAUGCAAAUCUGAAAAAGAGAAAAAGAGAUGGAAAACAAAAAGUGUCGAACAAGGAUGUGGAUGGUUGCACAGACAGCGAUGAUGAUUUUGCAUCCCCAAAAGAGGAUAGGAAAGUGCCACGAAAAGUGAUGGAAACAGAGGUGAAUGCCAUUCAAACAAGAUGUUCUCCACGUCUACUUGUGAAAGCAAUGAAAGCGAUGAACGAAGAUCAAAAGAAAGCAGUUCGAGACAUUGGAUUCGGUGGCCUCCUAAAUCUAGAGAUCUCACAGUUGCCAUCAAGAAUGGCAUCAUGGGUUGUUGAAAAUUUCAAUCCAAGAAACUGCACUAUAAGGCUUGCAGAGGGAGCCAGUAUGCAUAUUUCAGAAGAAGAUGUGGCACGUGUCUUUGGAUUGCCUAUAGGAGGUAAACAUAUAGUGCCACAAAAAAACCACGAACCGAGCAUCAUUCUGAAGGAGUGGAGGGCUAUAUUUAAGAAAGAUGGGAGGAAAAUAACACCGGCUGAUAUAUGUGAUGCCAUGCUUUUGUGUGACAAAGGUGGUAUAUGGUUUGUCAGACACUUUAUAGUGCUGGUUGUUACUCUGAUUUUUGACAGUGGGUCAAAUGGAUAUGCACACCCAUUGAUCACCCCGGAGAGUUCACCCCGGAGAGUUUGUAGUCGUACCUGUUUCACUCGGUUGCUACCUCUGAAAGUUUUUUCUAAAGUCUUUCAUGCCUCCUUGGUUGUCAUGUGUUCGACUCUUUCUUGCCCAGAUUUAUCUAGCCCGUAGUUUAUUAAUGUAUGGGCCAGAAACUCCCUUUGCUUCCUUCCGUUGUGCUGUUGUUAAUACUGCUCCUUCGACCGGUUCGUUAAAACCUUCCUCAACCACGUCCCAGACACCAUACGCGCCGAGCAGGUUCCUCAUUUGAACGCUCCACUAAUCAUACUCUCCUUUCUAGAGUUUCAUGAUCGCCAUCGGUAGAUUUCCAAACAGAUUUCCGGACAUCAUCUUGGAUCAAACGAGCCGGCUCUGAUACCAAUCUGUUAGAAAACCAGACAGAAAGAACUUGCGGAUAUAAUCACACACUCACGCACACACUAUGCACUUGUUAUAUGAGAAGGAAGUCAUAAUUUGUCCAGGAACUCUCUUGCCUUGAAUUACACAAGAUGCCUUUAUAUAAUAGGCAUUUGAAACAUCAUUUAAUUAGAACAUUAAAACUAGAACUUUCUGGGAAGUCUUUUCAUGUAUCUAUGCAACUCUUUAGUUUCCCACAUUUAUUUGAAUUAAUUAAAACUAUUUCUUAACAAUUACUCCCUUCAUCUCUAAUUGACGUAACUACUAUAUGUAGCUUAAUUACUCUAAUUAAUUAUAACCAACUGUGUAUUUAUAUUUAUGGGUCACAGCAUUGCGUAUGGUGUAGGAUUUGGGCUUCUCGUGGUGGGAGUCGUGUUUAGGAAAAGGUCAAAGCUAUGGCACAGUGGUGGACAGGGACGGAUCCAGGAUUUCUAUUCAAGGGGGGCGAAAUUUUUCGGUAGUGUAGGGGGUGAAAAAAUUUUCGUUAGUGUAGUGGGGCGAAAUUUUUUCCUUAGUGUAGCGGGGCGAAUUUUUUCCGCUACUGUAGGGCUAUGCGGCUAAUUUUAUUCAAAAAAUGACAUUAAUACAUACACAUCCCAACGACAUU
Cuscuta epithymum is the source of this 2149-nucleotide messenger RNA. The record is from the annotation of a GenBank genome assembly. NCBI's taxonomy places the organism in Eukaryota, Viridiplantae, Streptophyta, Magnoliopsida, Solanales, Convolvulaceae.